This is a messenger RNA of Striga asiatica, 1603 nucleotides long. The record is from the annotation of a GenBank genome assembly. NCBI's taxonomy places the organism in Eukaryota, Viridiplantae, Streptophyta, Magnoliopsida, Lamiales, Orobanchaceae.
CCGAGGUCGCAAGGGAAGACCAAAAAGGAACUUUACAAAAAUUGAAGCAUCUGCCGACGAUUAUCAAAGUACGAAGAUGGGAGAAGAAGAAGCACCUCCGCCGUCUCCGGCGACGACGGCAGAUACUACGAAGGCGUGGCGCACUUACAUAUCGGAAGAGCUUCCUCGCAGCGUCCAAGAGUCGGCCGACACAGCCAUUCGCUCCGCCCGCUCACUCCACCAAUCUUCUUCCACCCUUCUCUGUUCCCUCCAGGACUUUAUUCCUCAAAUUGGAUCUCGGUACAGACACUACGAAGAGGCUUUCUUCACUAAAGUUAAAGAUGAGUUGGUGAAAGCUAGAGAACAACCAGCUCUCGUAGGUGGAGUUGCUAUCACGGCUGGUCUCCUCCUCCUCCGUGGGCCUCGAAGAUUUUUGUUUCGUCAAACGUUGGGUCGACUUCGGAGCGAGGAGGCACAAUUUGUUAGAGCUGAAAAGAAUGUUAAAGAGUUGACUCUGUCUGUUGACUUAAUGAAGAAGGAGAGCCAAAAGCUAAUUGAAAGAUCUGUCCUGGCUGAAAAUGAUAUGAACCGUGGCCAUUCUGAUCUCAUGAAUGCUGGAUCGCAGAUUCAAAAACUUGCAAGAUCAUUUUAUAAGGCCGAAUCUGAAGCUGCUGUUUCUUUUUACAUACUCUGCCCAGAUUUGAUGGAUCUGCUGAGGGAAAUUCCUGGUAGGGAGGCUUUGAAGCUGCGAGCAGAAGUAGCUACAAUGGCAGCUCAUCUUCAGCAGCAAAGAUCAGCACUGGGUAAGAAAAUACUGAAAAUUUCUGAAUUAGGUGUUCCCGUGUAACAGUCAUCCAAUGUUUGAGCUUUUCUCUGUAGUGCUGCAAGAAAAUUUAGAGCUACUUUUCUCUUUAUCGAACGAUUAUGAGAUACAAAUGAUGGCAGAUUCACUUGCUUCUACCCAAAGUAUCAUGAGACAAAUAUGAUGAGAUUUGAUGUCAGUUUCACUUGUUUCUAUCAAAGAGUAUGAGAAUAAUGAAACCAAAGACUGGGAAAUGAUGAAGCUUGGUUUUAUUUCAUAUCUAACCCAAUUUUAUGCCAGCACUUCUAUUAGGUAGGCCCAACGGUUAGGCAACCAUAUUCUUUAACAUAUAGGCAUAUUUUCAAACUGAAAUGAUAUACUCUAAAACCAAUAUAAGCAAAAUGAUGACAUUUCACAUCAUAAGUGUGCAUUUUUGGUAAUCAAGUAUGAUGGGUUGGACAACUUAAAAUUGUUAGGCCGUCUCAUACGAGGAUUUGUGAUUGUGGUUAUAAGUUGUAAUUGAUUAGAAGUGCGCAAAUCUUUCCAAUAUGUUGAUAAUCAUAUCUUUAAUGUUAAAAUUAGUGGACAUAUGCUUGUGGACAUGUGAUUGUGGUUAUAAGUUGUCAUUGAUUAGAAGCGCGCAAAUUUUUGGUAAUCAAGUAUGAUGGGAUGGAGUUGUAAUGUUUGUGGACAUGUGCUUGUGGUUGUGUAUGUUCAGACAUUAAAUUUGUAUGUCGAGCUGGUUUUGCAACAUAAUGGAUCAGAUUGCUUCAUAUUUAUUGUGUUUGUUUGUUCUGAUUGUUUUUACAUAUUGAUUGUAUU